UAUAAAUCAAAAAGUACGUGUAGCAAAUUCCUUGUACUAUUUAAUACUUUCUUUGUGUUUUACCCUCUGUUGCUUAGAAAGCCACGUCUUGCCGUGUGGAAAACUGACUAAAGAAGCACGAAUGUAGCUUGCACCACUCCCAAUUGCUAGGAAAAGCUAGAGGAUCUCAUAAAGAGCCAGUCCGGGUCGUUAAUGAUCGCAAGUUUGCAAAUGUGAUCCCAAAGUAUAAUGGUGCUCUUUCACUUCCGAAAAAGAGGCUUCUUCUCAUCAGUCAUUGACUGCAUCUUUGCAAUCCUUUUCCCCAGGGAUGCUUGUCCCCUGACAGACGACAGCUUGAAGAGCAUUUACAAAACUAGGUUUACUCCUCCGCCUGUGCGUUACCUCAAAAGUGCCGAUAUUUUCCGAACGAGAUUUACUGCCCCAGAUCCGAAGUCCGAAGCGACCCCAGCAAGCGGCCUCUUUGAGACCAGUUUUAUACCGACGUCGUGCGUCAGUGAUACAUUUUCUACCGGAUUCUACCCAAACGGCUUGGGGAUGCCGUACCGACGCCUAGCGCAGGACUGUCGUAAGAAGGAGUACGCACAGGGAUAUACGCCCUUCUUCAACGCAGUCAGUCCGUCUGACGGGGCGUUCUGUUCUCCUGGAAUCGUGCAGACAUUCAAAAACUGGUACGGCAGUGGUGCAGCGCCACCGGCGCCCAUCGUCGAGGAGCCGGACGACAUCGACUGUAGCUGCAGCACGGGCUCGCUGCUGGCCAAGGCGACGGCGCUGCAGCGAAAGCUCAUGUGCUCGCCCAUCGCGCGAGCCCUGCUGGCGUUGGCCGCGUUGCGCGGCGUACUCUACAUGCUGGGCAUCAAGGUCUGCUUCGUCAAGAUCGUCUGAGCCCGGGCGAGCUUUGCCGAGAGGCAAAGGCGGCUGUCCUGAUUUGCUUCGCGACGACGAACGCGAUGCGGCGUGAACCGGCGGUGAGCGACCGCAGCUCCGGCAGGUGACGCGCAGGUGCAAGGUGCUGCGAUGCAGCUCAUAGAGUCAGGGUGGAGAAAUGCUGAGAAACGUUUUUGAUACGUUUGUGCCGUUGUGUUUUAAAAUGUCAGAUAAUUUGUGCCUCGAAAUUCGAAAUGUGGUAAAGGAA
Messenger RNA from Pollicipes pollicipes, 1132 nucleotides. RefSeq lists its product as uncharacterized. The coding region runs from base 229 to 882 and encodes 217 amino acids. The record is from RefSeq and is a predicted model, not a curated record. The transcript is spliced from 2 exons. Lineage: Eukaryota; Metazoa; Arthropoda; Thecostraca; Pollicipedomorpha; Pollicipedidae.